AUGGCUCCCAACGUCGGCCUUGGAACUCAAGGCUCAGUUGAGCGUGGAUGGGGCCUCUGGCUCACCAGCGUCUUAGCCGUCAUUGUCGCGGGUCUCUUUGUCGCCGGACGCCUUGCACAGCGAUUGACCAAGCGAAGUGGUCUAGGAAUGGACGACUACAUGAUCGUCGCUGCCUUGAUAUCAUCGGUCGUGCUCUCUGUAACAGAGUGUCAAGCGGUAGUCUAUGGCUACGGAAGACCAUGGAAAUCCUUACCCGCCGAUUCCCGCAUCAUCGCUCGCCAAUGGUUCUACGGAGCAAACAUCGUCUACAAAGUCGUUCUGAUGUUCAACAAGAUCUCUGUAGUUUGUCUUUACUACCGAAUCUUCGCCAUAACCACCAAGUCGUUCCGUAUUGCUUGUCACAUCAUGAACGCUUGGAUCAUCAUCACCGGCUUCGCAUUCACUAUCGCGACCGUGUUCCAAUGCACACCAAUCGCGGCCUUCUGGGACAGGACCAUACCCGGUGCCCGGUGUUUUAAGAAUGAACCCUGGUGGAUCUCCUAUGCGACGGUUCAAAUCACGACCGACUUUAUGCUGCUUGCGAUGCCUUUUCGGCAGAUCUUGAGUCUUUCUAUGGGACGGGCUGAAAAGCUGGGCGUGGCGCUUGUGUUUGGCACUGGAGGCUUUGUCACUUUCGCGUCUAUAUAUCGUGCCACCACAAUCGCACGAUCCGCAAACAACCCCGAUCCAACCUGGGGUCCCGUACCCGCGACAAUAUGGUCGGUGAUAGAAGCAAAUGCGGGUAUCGUAUGUGCUUGCCUUCCUAUGCUGCGCGCUCCAUUCGUUCGCUUUUUCGGGCCACUUUUCGGCUCGGGCAUAGGGACCAAGAACACUACGAAGCGUCAAUCGUAUCCCAUGGGCUGGAAGAGCAACCAUGGGCCGGCUGGAACCGGCAACAAGAGCAACGUGUCUGGCAAAAGUGCCUCUGAGCGAGAGAGCGAAGAUGAUGCACUGCCAGCGAGUAGGCUGGGCGAGCUUGAUCGCCGGGGCAGUGGUAUAUUUGUCACGAACGAGUUCAGUAUUGAGCGCAACGAGCUACAAAAGCAAGAGACGGACACAAGGUCGUGCGACCAAGACGGCGAUACGAAUACGGCGGUGAGCGUCAAUGAAGAGAAGCCGGGGGGGAAGAGCCCAUUCUACCAUCUGGCGCGCGCGCUUCUGUGCUCUGCCAUCGACAUCUCUCGAGCUGAAGCCGCGACGAGCCCCGCCGACAUGACGACCAAGAGUACCACCGACUUUGUCGAAUCAACCGAGCCUGUCGGAGCCAAGACCAAGGCGCAGGUCCUCACCGACGUCUUCUCUCUCGCGACCCAGUUCAGCACUUGUGUUGAAGCUUUCAACCUCAUCCAUCCUUCCAAGGACCACGACCAUGCGCAGAAGGUUGCGCUUGCCAAGCUCGGCCUUCAGCAGGGCAGGUUGCUGAUCUUUGGCGAUGCCGUGGGCAUCUCUGCGCCGCCCGCGACGAUUGCUCGACACAUGAUCCCUAGCCAUCCGGGCAUCACGAACCCGGAUCCGCAUCUGCCAGUCAACUUUGGCGUCCGAGACCCGAGGCUUGACGACGAGGUUAUCAAUGCAAAGGUGCGCAGGGCCCUGCAUGAGAUCGCCGGCCGCCCUAGCACUAUGUCGCGCGAUGAACUGAUGAACGUAUACGGCCUGAAGAGUCCAAAGACGUUCUCGCGCCUGGAAUACCCAGCACUCGACACCAACCGACUGGAAGGCUUCCGCGAGAAGUUUGCCCUCCUCAAGGAUCUCCUCGCACAGACGGGCGCGCGGGCGACUCUAAAGCGCAACCUGAGCAUGACCACCUCGCAUUGGACCGUCAAGGACACCACGCGCUUCAGCGAGUACGUCAAGGUUGUCCGCACCGAAGUCGAUGCGCUCAUUGAUCUCAUGGGCGUCAAGGAGCAGGUUGACCGGGGAAUCCGAUCCGAUCUCAAGAGCAUGGGCUGGCACCCUGACCUCACAGGGCCAGCAGUGCGGCAAGACUGGGAGAAGCUGCGUCUGAUCCGGGAAGCCUGCGUCGUCGAUUAUCCAGAGUACAUCGAUGUCAUCGACAAAGCCAUGUCGUACAUCACCGAAGAAGUCAAGGAAUCCAAUCUCGCUCGAAACCGUGCUGUACUGGGUCUUUCAGAAUCCAAUGUGGAUGCAGCAGGCGCGCGCCGCAAGUCAGACUACGAUGUCCGCUCCAUUCCGGCUCCUUCGCCAGCCCACGUCGCCGGACUCAAGCCCUCAAAGCCAGAAGCAAAAUCCCACAUCCAGCUGGCUGCCGAACGUGCCCUGAAUCCAAACGCUGGCAAGGAAAAGCGCCCGGGUUGGCUCUCGGCUUUCAAAUUCAAGUCGUGGUCCAAGAGCAGCAAAACCGCACACGACAAGCAGCGCUCGAAAAGCGUUCCACAUACGCCGACCGUUGACCCCCAGCGCUCCCUCUCAGCAGGCGAGGCCCCAAAUCGCACCUCGGAAGACUCCAACACCCUCCAAGCCGUGCGCUCCAAGUCCCUUAGCGCAAUCCCCAGCGACAGCACACCACAGCCUCCGCCUUCAAAUCUAGACUCUCGCGUCCGCAAGCUCAGUCUAGAUCACGGAGAUAUGGCGGGUAUCCCGCCCAUCCAGGAGAAUGGCGGCGAAGUGACUAGUUUCCCAGCAAGAAGCGGGCUAGCUGAGUUCGACGACGAUAUGGACAAGAACGCGCUGGUGCAGGUGGACACGGCCAAGAGUGAGGGGAGCAAAGAUGAACUGGAGAAUGUCAAGACCGUGAAUAGUUACAUUGAUCGGCAUGAUAUGUAUCCAGCUAUAGGUCGCAUUGAAACCAAGGAUAUCAGGAAUGUUGCGCAUACGCCGGGUCUUUAA
Messenger RNA from Alternaria infectoria, 2886 nucleotides. RefSeq lists its product as uncharacterized. The transcript has 6 exons. NCBI's taxonomy places the organism in Eukaryota, Fungi, Ascomycota, Dothideomycetes, Pleosporales, Pleosporaceae. The record is from RefSeq and is a predicted model, not a curated record. The coding region runs from base 1 to 2886 and encodes 961 amino acids.